AUGGCAGAGAAAGGUGAAAAGGGGUUUUCACUUUCUAAUGGUGGAAAAUCUUCUCUCAAAUCUCCUGCAUCAUUCAAAGGGAAGGAUGAUAGCACAGCAAAGUCAAAGAGGGGAAGAAAAGUACAGUUUGAUGCCGAAGAAGCCAAAAUUAGCAUGUCCUCAAAAUCUGGUGGGAAAGUUGAUAAACCAGUUGCCAGAGGUUUGAUUUUCUUACUCUUUUUUUGGAGAUUGGGGCAAAGGGGGAAAGGAGAUAAAAUUGCAAAUGGUGGUGAAGUCCCUGUGGUAAAGGCACCUCCGCCGCUGGAGCUCAAAAUUGAGCAUGCUAUUGAAAUAUGGGCAGAACUUCCGGAGAACGCUAAAUGCUUGAUGGACUGUGAAGCUGCAGAAAUUUUACAAGGAAUCCAAGAGCAAAUGGUCAUACUUUCUGAAGAUCCGGCAAUUAAAAUCCCCAUUUCAUUUGACAGGGGACUACAGUAUGCCAAGAGGGGUAGCCAUUAUAUAAGUCCACACUCUGUUAGACGAGUGCUUGAUGCUCUCAAAUUGCACAAUGUUUCUGAUGGCGAGGUGUCCAUGAUUGCCAAUGUAGGUCCAGAAUCUGUGGAAGAAGUUUUUGCUCUUGUCCCAUCCUUGAAGGGCAAGAAAAGCAAACUGAGAGAACCCCUUAAAGAUGCAUUGGAUCAACUUGCUAAGCUAAAACACUCAACAUGA
Ilex paraguariensis (yerba mate) is the source of this 708-nucleotide messenger RNA. The record is from the annotation of a GenBank genome assembly. Lineage: Eukaryota; Viridiplantae; Streptophyta; Magnoliopsida; Aquifoliales; Aquifoliaceae.